Molecule: messenger RNA, 3156 nt
Organism: Symbiodinium sp. CCMP2592
Lineage: Eukaryota; Dinophyceae; Suessiales; Symbiodiniaceae
Source: the annotation of a GenBank genome assembly
AUGCGCAUCUGGCUCAAGGCACGGAACCCCUUGUGCCGAAGAUAUCAUGAACCGAUAGCUGAUCCAUUUCUACGAAUUGAGUGCUCGGUCCUCGCAGGCGGCAGCAUGCACAACGGCUAUGCUCUGCCGUUGUUGAUGAUAUGCAUCGAGCUCACCUCUUGUGACAAGGCGGUGAGGUCGCCAGCAUUUGCCUUGGUGGACGACGAUCCGUGCCUGCGUGACCCCGACAGUCAGGACUUCCAGUGUGGCACAGCGCUUCUACAAAGUGGAAACCGGCGCCUGCCGCCUCGGAAGGCGGCAUACCACUCCGAAGCCUCCAAAGUUGGCAACAAGGCACCGGUCCUCGAGGACUUGUUGGAAGUGGCCGGCAAGGCCAGCUACAAUGCGAGCUUCAUAGCGCAGCUGGAAAGCUUGGUCUCAGAUCCGAGUCUCGGAGCCAAGGGAGUCCACGGAAGCCUUCGCUUCUUGCAAGAGGAGCAUUCGAUCAGGCUCUCUACUUGCGAUGCCGAGCUUCGGUUGCGAAUUGAGAGCGAGCUGAAGCUCACUGACCUCUACAACCAGUGGCUGCGUUUGGACAAGGCCUGUCAAGCAGACGAGCAUCUCCUUCGACACGAGCUUGACUUGUGUCUGCAAGCGCGAUCGGUGGACAAGCGGGAGAAUCAGACGUCGGGCUGUGCGGAGCAUAGCAGGCUGAUGCAGAAAAAAGUGAAGGAGUGCUCUUCCAUCCGAGCGGCAACGCGGUCAACCGGAUGCGCACGUGCUUCUCAGGCUGCCCAAUCCUGCAGCUCGUACAGUCUCUGCCGCACACGCAUGUCUGCGGCUUUGGCACAAGCAGGAACAGCAGCUAAAGCGGUCGUCGCUGGACCGCACCAGUCGCGCUGGCUUGCGACAGCGACUUCCAAGUGCCUUCGGGACCGCUUGAGUGAUAAAAGCUUCAACCACUCCAGCGCGCUCUUGGCAGCAAAGGCCUGCCAAGCCCUGGCCGAGAAAGAGAUUCAGGCCUUAGGGCAGCCCAAGGAGCAAUCGGAGCACUCACAGAUGGGGCCUGUGAGCAUUCGUUGUCGAUGUCAAGCGAAGCUCUCUCGCCUCUUUCUGGGCCUUGCUCUUGCCACGUGGUUGCGCUUUUGCGUUCCGGCACGGGCCAUGAGCGAGCCCCCGUCUCCUGCUGGGCUCCUCGUGCUUGGCCUCAACCCGGGCUUGCAGACUAUCCUCCGCUUGCGUGACCUGGACCUGGGCCAGGUGAACCGGGCGGAGGCUGCCAUUACUGGAGUUGGCGGCAAGGGGCAGAACGCAGCCAAAGCUGCCAAUACUUUUCUGAGGCUACGGCCGGAGAGGUCAUGCCCGGUGACUGUUUGCCAAUUUCUUGGUGGGAGCACGGGCGAAGAGGUCAAGCGCCUGCUGUCCCAGCAAGGUAUACACGACAUCACGACGCAGACAGGCGCGGCAACGAGACAACUGGUCACUCUGGUCGACUACGCUGCCUCCGGUGCUAGCCCCGUGGUCACCGAGCUCGUCGCUCCGUCACAGCCGAUUGAGGAGGCUGCUGCACAAGAGCUGUUAGCCAGAAUCAUCGAUGCUGCUUCGAGCUUCAGGGGCAUCCUGCUGAUGGGCACCUGGCCGAACGGGACCACGUCACGGCUGUACCAGGCUGCAGCUGAGGCGAAGGCUGCAGGUGCGCUGUGCAUUCUGGAUGCGCUGAAGCCAGUUCAGGACAUUGCCGAUCUCCUAGCGAGCGGGUACAUCGACAUCUACAAGGUCAAUGCUGUGGAGCUAUGUACUUUGAUGGGGGCGCAAGGCCUCCGAGAAGGAGAGGUCGGGGAACAUCAAAUUCGAGAAGGAGUGGCGAAAAUGUUUGACAAGUAUCCCGGAGUGAAGCAUGCGGCCAUCACUGCUGGUCCCCAGGCCGCGUUUCUCUUCUCGCGAGAUUCGGCGGUGCGCUACGACAUUCCCAAGGUUGACUGUCUGAACCCGAUUGGUGCUGGAGACACGGUGGCCGGGGUGCUGAUGGCUUCCUGGUGCUCAGGCAUCGCACAGGACUUCGAGGAGGCGAUGCUUUAUGGUUUGGCCUCGGCUACAGCAAAGGUGAAAGAAGAAGGUGAAGGUGGAAAGUUCGACAUCGAGGAAAUGCUGACGAUCAAGAAGGCGAUUUCAAUGACGCACGAGCUACCGGCAGCGCUGGAGUGCAACGGAAGAAGCGAAGAGCAGGGUCUCUGUGAGGAGCUCGAACCUGCGGAGACUUGGGAACAGAGUGCAGCAGCUUUCUCGCCCCAAGCACUGGGUGCAGACUUGGCGAAAGAGGUGGCUGGAGUGUCCUUCAUGCAGGAGGGCAUCGAGCGGGCAGAUGCACUGCCAAGACACUUGCACAAGGUCCUGAUGGACUCGAUGGUUUCCGUUCCCAUGUUUUUGGCGCUGUUCACUUUGGUGAUGCUGUGGGCAAGGUGCACCGUGUCAUUGACAAGCCGUGAGCAGAAGGAGCCCAGCACUCCAUCAGCUGUGGAUGCUUGGUGUGUCCAAGGUGCAGAGGCGGAGUGUGAUGCGAAGUGGCUGUGUCACGAGCUCAUGGUACCACGGAACAGCAGAUGUGCAGUUACCGUGCCUCGCAUGCUGAAAGAAGGACCUUGGACAGCUGUAGUGAGUGACAAGAUGGGCCAAUGCAUGUUCAAGGUGUGUACUACGGAGGCUCAAGGUCUCCAGCUGAACAUUGCCCGGCAAGACGGUGCCGUUCUUGCAGCCUGCCAGAUCUCGCUGGAGGGAGAUGGCAGCUGCCAAAUCUUGAAAAGCAACAGUGAGAGCCCCUUCGCGACGCUGGAGUGGGAGGCUCUUCAGGCGCGAGGCAGCUGGUUCCGAUGGAAGUCCCGAGCCGGCCCUGGUGGCUUCGUGCUGCGCAGCCGGCUGGGGCUGGGGGUGCUGCUGCAGGUGACAGGAGGCCUCGAGGGCCUGGAUGGGCGGCUGCAUGUGCAGGAUGCACGGAAGCGAUCCGUGGCAGAAGCAACGCUUUGCAGGGGCGGUGGGAGCAUGCCAGACACCCUUCACGUCCAGGUGGUCAGCCCCGGGGCGACAGACCUUGGCCUUGUUUUGGCAGUUUUGCUUGCGGUGGACCGCCUGCAGGCCUGCGAGGGAUUGUUUGGGGCCGUCCUUAGCACGCACAGUUCAUGA